UUCAUACUCAAAUACACACUUAAACACUUCAAUAGAAAAUGGGAAUCUCCAAAGCUUUUGUUGCUUCAUUUCUUCUUUCUCUAUUUCUUCUCCAACUUGUCCAAGCCUUCCAACCCAAUCAACUCGAUGAUACCAGCAAUGACAACUACCCAUCCACUAAGAUUGAUUGUGAAGGGGCAUGUGCAGCAAGGUGCAAACUAUCAAAGAGGCCAAAUCUAUGCAACAGGUCAUGCGGGUCAUGUUGUGGAAGGUGCAACUGUGUGCCUCCGGGCACCUCGGGCAACUACGAAUCGUGUGCUUGCUAUGCAAAUUUGACCACCCGAGGCAACAAGAAGAAGUGCCCUUAAGAAUUCCUCCAAAAGAUCAAAAAAAUUUAUUACUUAUUCAUGAAUCAUCCUUGCUAAUAAAAGCUUAUUUCUUGUACUUCUUUCUUAUAAUUAUUUCCCAAGUUUCUCUUUCCUAAUGUAUUUAGUUAUGCCUUUAUAGAAAUAUUGAGAGAUAUGCAUGGCAAA
Molecule: messenger RNA, 512 nt
Organism: Lactuca sativa (garden lettuce)
Lineage: Eukaryota; Viridiplantae; Streptophyta; Magnoliopsida; Asterales; Asteraceae
Product: snakin-2
Source: RefSeq, a predicted model, not a curated record